CCUGCGUCGACAAACGUGAAGGCGGACAGUCCUGGAUCCGACCUAAGCAAUGUUCGCUGUACUUUUCGCGUGUGCCCUGGGCCUGAUUGCGGCCCCUCAGGUGUCUGGCGCCUCAGAAGAGUUUCAACUCAAAGAUGAGGUUGCUACUCCUUACUCUUCGAGUGAGAUUGUGAACAAGCACAACGACUUGAGGAGGAGCGUUCAGCUCACAGCCAGCAACAUGAUGAAAAUGAAAUGGAACACUGAAGCUGAAGCCAAUGCUCAGAAGUGGGCUAAUACCUGCUCCAUGGCCCACAGCCCUGCCAGCUCCAGAGAAAUCAGCACCAGUGGUUGUGGAGAGAACCUGUACAUGUCCAGCUUCCAGAACUCUUGGAGCAAUGUUGUUCAGGCCUGGUACAACGAGGUGAAGGAUUUCCAGUAUGGAGUUGGAUCCAUUAACGGAGGCGUGGUCGGACAUUACACCCAGGUCGUUUGGUACAACUCUAACCAGAUUGGCUGUGCCAUGGCCUACUGUCCCAAUUCCACCUACAAGUACUUCUAUGUCUGCCACUACUGCCCCCCAGGAAACUACCAGCUGUCUCGGCCCUACAAGUCGGGAUCCUCCUGCGCCGACUGUCCCUCCGCCUGCGAAAACAAACUGUGCUUGAAGUAGCUCUGAGGCAGCAGGGGGACCGCACAGUCACCAGGAUGUGGCGGUUUUGUGUCCAAUUAGAAUCCCUGACUCAGAUUCAAUAAAGACACCAAUUUCUCAAAA
This is a messenger RNA of Oryzias melastigma (Indian medaka), 754 nucleotides long. Its product is annotated as cysteine-rich venom protein TEL1. The record is from RefSeq and is a predicted model, not a curated record. Lineage: Eukaryota; Metazoa; Chordata; Actinopteri; Beloniformes; Adrianichthyidae. The coding region runs from base 50 to 652 and encodes 200 amino acids. Gene Ontology annotation, cellular component: extracellular region. The transcript is spliced from 8 exons.